Molecule: messenger RNA, 4757 nt
Organism: Triplophysa dalaica
Lineage: Eukaryota; Metazoa; Chordata; Actinopteri; Cypriniformes; Nemacheilidae
Gene: calcoco1a
Product: calcium binding and coiled-coil domain 1a
Exons: 15
Coding region: 165-2129 (654 amino acids)
Source: RefSeq, a predicted model, not a curated record
GUUUUUGUUAUUGUUGUGAAGGGGUUUGUGGGACAAGCUCAUCUCGGCGAAUGUCAGUGUAUAUUACACUUGUCAUCAGUCUUAUCGAUUUGUUUUCUUCUUUAUAACCGAACAUAUUUUCUCUGUCGGAAAUUAUUCUGAUCAUCUAACCUAAAUCGGCUGCCAUGGAGAAGACCUGGGGGGUCGAGUUCAGAAAUGUGGGAAGUUGCUAUUUCCCUCAGAGCAGAGUGGACUGUCACUACACAAUCAACCAGCAUCACACAUGGGCAAGUAAUGACUGGGUUGGACUUUUUAAGGUUGGCUGGUCAUCGGUCAGAGACUACCAUACGUUUGUGUGGGCAGUGGCUCCAUCCAGCUACAAAGAGGGGACUUCUUUCAACUGCUGUGUUAAUUUCCAAGCUUCUUAUCUACCAGGGCCCAGUGCUCAGCAGUACCAGUUUGUGUAUGUGGAUGGAAAGGGAGAUGUUUGUUCUGUCAGCACUGACUUUACCUUCUCGGCCCCGAAGCCUUUGGAAGAGCUGGUGACCCUGGAAGAGGAGGGUCAGGGAGAGGAAGUGGGAGAGGACAUGUUGCUGGUUAUCCCGAGAGCCCAACUUCUGCAGAGGCACCUGCAGGACUGUCUGAAGGAACGUGCUGAGCUCCUCCAGGCUCUGGAAGCAGCGGACCAGAACAUGGUGAGAGAGAGAGACAGGAAAGAGAGAGAUACAAGCUACUGGGAGCAGAGCCACAGGGAAAUGGAGCGAAAGAUCAGCGAUCUGAAGGAGGAAGUGAGGGAAUAUAAAGAGAAAGUGGAGGAAAUGAAGAAAAAGCAGAAGGAAGUGGAGGACAUAAGUGAAGACCUGGCAGAGGAGAAGAGGGCCAUCCAGGCUCAAAAAGAAGCGAAUGAUCAAAGAAUCAGAGAGCUAGAAGAGGAUAUUAUAGUUCUGACACAAAGAGGCCUGGAGAGAGAGACUGACCUAGAAAGGAUGAGGGAACGAGCCAAGAAAGCUGCACUUCAGAAGAAGGAAGAUGAGGAUGAGCAGAACAACCUGAAGUUUAAGAUGGAGCAGACGGAGAAAGAACUGCACAGUUUGUCCUCAGAGUUUCAGAGUCUGAGAAGCUCACUGGCACAGAGAGAUACACACGCCCUACAGCUUAGAGACACCAUCACAACCCUCACACACAAACUCAACAGUGCGCACAGGAAGGAGGCAGCCAGUGAAGUGGCCUUGGGGGAGCUCCGGAGCUUUCAGGAGCGUCUGAACAUGAGCGAACGCUUUGUAGAAUCUCUGAGGGGUGAGCUGAGAGACAUGGUCGCUCAGAGGGACACAGCGCACGCCGAGCUCCAUCAGGCACGUCUGCAGGCCGCACAACUCACCCUUCAGCUGGCAGAUGUCAGCCUGGCUUUAAGAGAGGGCAGAGCCAGCUGGGCACAAGAGAGAGAGAACCUACAGAAGAACACUGAGAUGGAUAAAGCUCGUCUUGAUCGACUGAUUGAUGAGAUCCAGCAGAAGGAGGAGAUGUUGCAGGAGGCGAAGAUGGAGAAAGAAAGAGCAGUGGUGGAGCUGGGGCGAGAGAAAGACUGCAAUCGGGUUCAGCUGAGCGAGACUCGUCGUGAGCUACAGGAGCUGAAGGCCAGUCUCAGGGUGGCUCAGAAAGAGAAAGAACAGCUCCAGACAGAAAUACAGGAAGUGAUGGAGUACAGCCGUCAGCUGGAAAGAAGACUAGAGGUGCUGAGUGAUUCUAAAUGGAGUGAGACAGGCCUGCUGCAGAACAGCCGUGCAGAAAGUCCCCUGCUGUCUGAUUCUGAGGAUGAGAACCCAGAGGCCUUGCAGGACGCACACUCGUCUGGCCCUUUGAACCACUACAGUCUGUGUGACCAGCCCCAACCUGACCUGCUGCUUCCUGCCACCCCACCACCUUCUCCCAGACACCCCUGCGGUUUGGACAUGGUGGUCAUCAGCCAACCUGCCCCCCUCUCUUCUCCACACCAGCCAAGUGCUUACACACACCCCCACAGCUCAGAGUCGGAGGAAGAGAACGAUGCUGCCGUGUCAGGAGGGCACAGCUACGGAGAAGAGACGGCCCUUCUCCUGCCUGACAACAUCGAUGCUACCCUCGGAGAUCUGGUGGAGAGCCCCAUGUGGUGAGGAGAGGGACUGCAGGAGUGCACAUUGUGGACGGCUUUGCUCCAUCCUCAACAUGUUAUGAGUUUUGUAAUUAGAAGCAUUUGCGCUUUAUAUCAUAUGACAUGAGUAUUUAAAUAUGCAGUUUGCUUUGUCCUUUAUAUGCACUUAGAAUAUGCACAAGCUAUUCCUCUCACAUGAUUUUACUACAACAUGCACGGAUGUGUUAUUUUAGAUAAAUCAACUGACAAGCAGAGGAAGCGUCUGUAUUGGGCAGAUGAAAAGAGAAAGUAAUGUGUGUGUAUGAUAGGGCUUUUUUAAUCUCGCUUCUCAAGAUUUACCAGAGUUUGCUCAUAAGGCUCAUACUGAUAUCUGUAAGUGCAUCAGCAAUAAUUCAAAGCACAAUGUCAUUCAGAUCUUAUCAGGUUUUUAAGGUAUAGUUCACCAUAAAAGAAAAAUGCAGUCAUCAUCAUGUUAUUUAAAACCUUCAAUUGAAAUUUAAGUCAGGUGUUCAUUUAAACUUUUAUGUGUUUCAUGUGUGCAAUUCACCUAUUUCACAAUAUGGCGACAGAGACCAGAAGAAGGGAGAAAUAUUUUCCUGUCGCACUGCUGCCAUUCAUUAAUUCAGCUUGUUGUACAUGUACAUUGUUCACCGGUUUGUACAUGUCAUGCUGUGAAAUAGAGAAUUAAGAGACCAUUUAAAAAUCAUUUUUAGUUUUUCUAAAUUUACUAUUAUGCCUUUAGGUAAAAUUAUCAUUUUUGUGAUCAUUACUAUGUUUGUGAUCAUUACUCAUAACUCGUAACAAUAGUUCUCUCAUAUUUCAAAUAAAAAUAUUGUUUCAAUUUGCAUUUAUUUACAGAAAAUGAAAACGGGUCAAAAUAACAGAAAAGAUGCUCUGUUUUUUCAGACCUUAAAUACUGCAAGUUCAUGUUCACUUUUAAGCAGUACAACAUUAAUAUUUGUACAUGUAUUUAGGAGGAAAAUAAUUAAAUGAUAACCCCAAUUUCUAUCACAGUUUUCAUGUGUUUUUUCAUGCUGUCAGUCUUUCAUAUUGCUGUUGGAUGACUUUGUCACUCCUGAGGUUUGAUUUUGUUGAAAUUCAACACACACUGGACUGGAAUGACCACAAUACAUCUAGAAAUGCUUAUUAAGUAAAAAAAUAGAAUGGUCUCUUAAUUUUUAGAAGACUUAAAAUAUAGUGCAUGUUAUAGUCUACUUUUUAAUGUCUCAUUUCUACAAUCGUAUUCUUUCAUCAAAUGAAGAAAAAAGGAAAUGAAGACAACAUUUUUAUUUUUGGGUGAACUAUCCUUUUAAACGCAAGAUUUAGUGUGAGUGCUUUUUAUUUUAUAGUUCCUGUGCUAGAAGUAUUUUAAACUGUUGUUACAACGUCGUGAGAGUUCACAGAUAUUCUCAACAUGUGCAAUGGGAAAACCAACUAAUCAGUGAUUGAUCAUCAUGUUUAGAUGUAUAAGGGGCACUUUUGAUUCCUUCAGGGAGGUUCACGAUGAUCUUAAUGUCACAACGUUGAAAAUACGAAAGCUUUUAUCAGGUGGAGGAACCCCACCAUACCAAUGACCACAAAGAGUGGAUACUGACAAUUUUAUUUAAUCUUUGCUUUUAUAUUGAGUGCUCAGUGUAUUUUUUUCUUUGUGCAUUACACUGUUUGACAUGACAGAGAAAUCAUGUUCGAAAUGUACUAUAAAUUAGCACAUUUGAAAACGUUUUUACAAUCCAGUAAAAAGGUCCUUUUAUUUGUAACAUGGAUUUGUCCUGUAAAUUAAACGCUUUAAAAAUGUGCCACAUCAUAACCAAGGUUGAUAUUUAGGAACUCAUGUAUUAUAAUGUCUUUAUGUGGUUUCACAAGGAUCACAUGACCUUCUGUGACUGCGUUUAAUUAUAGUCAAAAUUAUUACCUGAGAACAAAUGAUAGUUUCAGGACGACCUGAUUAUAUUUAAACUACAUUCAUAAGGAGAAUAUUUUAAUGCAUACAUUAGGAAGUACAAAUAAUGAAAAUGUAUCAUAAAAAAAAAAUGAUUUUUUUAUCAAUGUUAAAACAUUUCCCAGUUGUACGCACAUAUCGUUUUUUAUUGUUGUAAGCUUAAAUCUAUGUCAAGUUUGAAUAGUUUGUGUGUUAUGUUAUUUGCUUUUUAUACAACAUUUCAUCAUUUGUAUCAAUUUUAAUCAUCUGUAUUGAUGUCAACAUUGGUACACCUCGAUGAAACAGAAUUUUGUUGUCAUUAACUACUCUACUGUACUAAAUGCUUUUAUAUUAUAUGCUUGACUAGGUUUUUCUUCACAGGUUUUAAAUUGUAAUCUAGUGCAUCGAGAAAUCACCAGUUCUGCAAGAUCUCUGACCCAGUAGACACUGCACGAACUUUGACAGCCUUACCACAAUUACCAGAAACCUAUAUGAAUAUAUUAAGAUUAAUCAUAUUUAGUGAGUAAAGUACAUUUUCUUCUGUUGUGGUGGAAUGUCUUUAAAAACACUGGUCAUUUGAGGGCGAGUUUUGCAAGCUUCGAAUUUGAUUAGAUGUUUGCGUUUGUUUGUGCCCUUAUUCUUACAUUUACUGACCUAACAUCUUUUUUAGGUUGAGUGGUUUUGUUGAGGGUGUGGGAUGGGUUUCAGUAAUAAAAUAAUUCAUGUAACAUU